CAGAAAAAAAAAAGCGGACGGCUUCUCUUAGAAUCUCUUUGAUUAGGUAAUCGUGCGUCUUCAACACGCCCGCUGAAGUCUUUAAAACUUUUGUUUGCGAUCGAGAAAAAAAGUUUGUGGAAGAAGAAGAUGGGUGAUUCAAAAAAGGGGCGUGUACAAUGGGAUGAAGCUAAUAUAGUGGAAAUUGAAUCUAACAAACCUGUUAGGCAGAAGAUCACUGAACCUAAGACUCCCUACCACCCUAUGAUCGAUGAUGAUGAUGAUGGUUCUCUGUCUCCUAGAGGAAGAUCGUUUGACGAAUGCGUUGAUGAUAUGCAACGUGCGGAAGAACUGAGGAACGUUCUGAACGAGGCAGCAGCUUCGUCAAGCAGAAAUACUAGUCAGGGGUCUGGUUCUGGUGGCUGGAGCUCGUCUGAGGAGGAUGAAGCUGAUCCAAUGGAUCAAGAUGAUGAAGACACAGAUGUGGAUGAUGAGAAAAACGCACGUUUCAACGAACUUAGAAGAGUACAUUACGAUGAGUUUCGGAAGGUGAAGGAACUAAGGUCCUCAGGGUCGUUCUAUGAAGAAGAAGAGGAAGAAGAUGAUGGCGCAAAAGGCGGUAAAACAGAGGCAACAACUUCACGUCACACUACUAAAGGCGUUAACAAAGAGGUAGAUGCAGCCACUACUGUUUCAUCCUUGAGUUGAGAUCAACCUCUGCUCAAUCAAUUGUGUACUCUCUCCUCCAUGUUUUACAGAGUUACCUCUCGAUUAAUCUGGGGUUUACACUAAUGUUCAGCCUUUUAAAAAGAGAACAACAAAGAAAAUGAGCAAAAAACAUUCAGACUUCUUUACAUAGCAUUUUAGUGUAAUUUGGUUCGGCAAUGUCAUUUUAAUACAUUUUGUUUUUAUCA
Molecule: messenger RNA, 893 nt
Organism: Raphanus sativus (radish)
Lineage: Eukaryota; Viridiplantae; Streptophyta; Magnoliopsida; Brassicales; Brassicaceae
Product: protein phosphatase inhibitor 2
Exons: 4
Coding region: 130-687 (185 amino acids)
Biological process (GO): regulation of signal transduction
Molecular function (GO): protein phosphatase inhibitor activity
Source: RefSeq, a predicted model, not a curated record